AUGCAUGGGGGAGGGCUCCGGUUAAUGCAAGUUCUGGGCUCCUGCAGGGAGCCCGACAACUGUCAGCAGCAGCAGCAACUCGGGGCCUCCUCCUCUGCUUCCUCAGCGAUGCUUUUCCACAGUCUGUCCGGCGCGGAGAUGCACGGGGUCAUCGACGAGAUGGAUCGGAGAACCAAAAGCGAAGCACCGGCCAUCAGCUCGGCUAUAGACAGGGGAGAGACCGAAACGACCAUGCCUUCCAUCAGCAGUGACCGGGCUGCCCUGUGCGCCGGCUGCGGGGGGAAAAUCUCCGACCGUUAUUACCUCCUGGCUGUGGAUAAACAGUGGCACAUGCGCUGCCUGAAGUGCUGCGAAUGUAAACUCAACCUGGAGUCCGAGCUCACCUGCUUCAGCAAGGACGGCAGCAUUUACUGCAAGGAGGACUACUACAGGAGGUUUUCGGUGCAGAGAUGUGCGAGAUGUCACCUGGGGAUUUCUGCCUCCGAGAUGGUCAUGAGGGCCAGGGAUUUGGUAUAUCACUUAAACUGCUUCACUUGCACCACUUGCAACAAGAUGCUGACCACCGGCGACCACUUUGGCAUGAAGGACAAUCUGGUGUACUGCCGCCUCCAUUUCGAGACUCUCAUCCAGGGGGAGUACCAGGUGCAUUUCAACCACUCGGAUGUAGCCGCUGGGAAGGGCCCGGCGUUGGGAGCGGGCUCUGCCAACACUCUGGGACUGCCUUACUACAACGGCGUGGGGACUGUGCAGAAGGGGAGACCCAGGAAAAGGAAGAGCCCGGGGCCUGGGGCGGAUCUGGCAGCCUACAACGCAGCUUUAAGUUGCAAUGAAAACGAUGGUGACCACCUGGAUAGAGACCAGCAAUACCCCAGCAAUCAAAAAACAAAGCGUAUGAGGACAUCAUUCAAACACCACCAGUUGCGGACAAUGAAGUCGUACUUUGCUAUUAACCACAAUCCUGAUGCCAAGGACUUGAAACAGCUAGCUCAGAAAACCGGCCUGACCAAAAGAGUUCUUCAGGUUUGGUUUCAAAACGCUCGAGCCAAAUUCAGACGGAACCUCUUACGUCAAGAAAACACAGGGGUGGAUAAGACUUCAGACUCAACACUACAAGCAGGGACCCCAUCAGGUCCUGCCUCAGAAAUAUCCAAUGCCUCCAUGAGUCCAUCCAGCACUCCCACUACUUUAACGGACUUGACUAAUCCUACUAUGCCUACUGUGACAUCUGUCUUGACGUCAGUGCCCGGAAGUCUUGAGGUUCAUGAAUCUCGAAGUCCUUCACAGACAACUCUUACAAAUCUUUUCUGA
This is a messenger RNA of Gavia stellata (red-throated loon), 1308 nucleotides long. RefSeq names its product LIM homeobox 2 (gene LHX2). Gene Ontology annotation, cellular component: nucleus. The coding region runs from base 1 to 1308 and encodes 435 amino acids. NCBI's taxonomy places the organism in Eukaryota, Metazoa, Chordata, Aves, Gaviiformes, Gaviidae. Gene Ontology annotation, biological process: neuron differentiation; regulation of transcription by RNA polymerase II. The record is from RefSeq and is a predicted model, not a curated record. Gene Ontology annotation, molecular function: DNA-binding transcription factor activity, RNA polymerase II-specific; RNA polymerase II transcription regulatory region sequence-specific DNA binding. The transcript has 5 exons.